Molecule: messenger RNA, 5540 nt
Organism: Aphis gossypii (cotton aphid)
Lineage: Eukaryota; Metazoa; Arthropoda; Insecta; Hemiptera; Aphididae
Exons: 8
Coding region: 529-2793 (754 amino acids)
Source: RefSeq, a predicted model, not a curated record
UGCGGCGGCAGUGGCAGCAGUGGCGUUCCUCCCGUUGAUAAUCGCGUCCGAUUCCUCCGUUCGGAGCCGCUCGAUUGCCAGUCGUACCGGUCGUCGCACGCGCACACCGUCUCUGCCUUUCUCACUCGCUCGCGCAUCACCGCCGCCACCACCGACGUCGCCGCCGUCACCAUCACCGCUACAGCUGUGCGUCGCCUAUACCGCGGUUCCGUCCGUGUGCGUCGCGCCGUCCAUCUCGAUCGCUACCGAACAUACGUAUAAUAAACAACAAGAACAACGAAAUCUCAUUGCGAGCGUAUUGUGCUAUGGAUGAUGUCGAUUUACGGCUACGCCCGAUAAAAUAACACACCGAGCGAAACUCGAAAAACAGAAAACUUGAUAGUGCCAUACGUGCACAUAGUACCUGCUUAGUGUUGUACUGGAAAACUCAGUCCACGGGCACGCCACUGGCAGUGACCGGUCAACCGACCGCGGUGAAGGAGCAAUACUGUUGGUCAUCCACGCGUUCUGUAAUCGUCGCCGGUGGUAAUGGGAAAGAAAGGCAAAAAGACUAGAUGGCGAGAGCUGCCCAUCACUCUGGCGGACAAGCCAUAUGCGGCUAUUGAACAGUCUUCCGUCCGUCACGCGACGGACUCAAAACCAGCGAAUUUUGCCGCAGCGGCAGGUCGACGAAAUCAUCAUGCUCAACACCAAACGUACCAACAGCAUCAGUUACCAAACCGAAAUCAUUCAACAAAUAUUAGUCCACAAAAUCAUCACGUGGAAUCUUCAACUGUAACAUUUAAUGAGGAUGAAUAUACGAAGAUCACAACUCCUAGGCAAGAUGUAUUGUUCAAAAAAGGUUACUUGGGAAGACGUAAGCAUAAUAGUGUACCAGUUAUUACUGAACCUUUAAAUGAAAAUGAAGAUGGUGUUCCAAUUGACAUCAACCCCUUGGAUGAGUUGUGUGCUCAUGGUGAAUAUGUUGACCCAUCUGCGAUAUACAUUCUUAAUGGUGGUGGAUACGAGAUCUACGAUCCGUAUACUGGUAAUGUGACUAUGUUGAUGGGGCCGCCACCGGGUCAUUAUCCACCGGUCGGACAUCCGAUGCUAGCGGCAAUGUCAUAUCAGCCAAUGCCAAUGCAACCUGUCGACUGGUAUAACCCUUCGAACGCAAAUUCCGACUGGCUAUCCGGGGGUGCCGUGUAUCAGACGAAUAACAGAAAUCAUAAGAAAUCAACGACUGCCGAUGCUCAGCAGAACGGCAGUGCUCAGAGUUCAGAAGUGAGUAUUAGUGCCCAGGAAUCGAGUCUGGACGAUCAGCAGAGUUUAUAUCAGUCACCACAACCGUACAAUAUGUACCCAGGUUAUAUGUUUGGCGCUCCUUUGUACAAUUAUAAUGGUGUAAGCAUUCAAGUUCCACAGUCACAGUCUCCUCCUUCGCCUUCAAUUAGUUGUGAUUACACUAACGGAAAACGGCGUAAGAAAAAGAAACGUAGAAAGCGAGGAGAUGUAACUGAUGAAUAUUCAGAUUCUAGUUCGGAAGAACAAAAGAGUCAAUCGGGUGCUAGUUGUGACCUCGUACUGGACUCGGAAAAGACCUCUGAUUCGGGUGUAUUAACAAACAAUAGUGGUGGUUCGACGCCAGUGAAUGUCAUACCCGUCCAGUUAUCCCACAGCGCACCACCAUUCCAUAUGGAAUGUCCGCCGCCGUUUGAAAUUUUGCACGGAACACCGAUCCUCCUUCAUCAUCAUCCAGAACAAAUAGCCGCAUAUUAUCAACCGAUACCACAAUACGCGGAACAAUUAGCCCCCAUCGGUUACCAGGUUAUACCAGAAGAACAAGCUGAAGCAUCAGAGAUUACUGAUGACCAACCGGAUGCCGAGCCAGCUCCUAGCUAUUCAGCAGAAAACUCUGACUCAGGAAUUAGCUCUCCAAACAGUGAGGUAAUGGUCAAAGGAUCUGCAGAAAAUAAACAUGAAAAACCACAAGCUGUUAUUGGUAACAGUGGACAGCCGGCGACUAAAAAAAGUAGAAAUAAGAAGAGCAAACAGCGAGAAAAAACUACUACAGAAUCAAUUAUUAAGAAGAGUAAAGACUUGCCGAAAAACCAACAUGAAGGAAGUAAGAAAUCGUCAAAAAUUGCCAAAGAACCAGCCAUCAUAAAAAAAUUAAACGCCAAAAAGAACAAAUCUAAGCCAGAACAAGAAAAAAUAGAAACUUCAAAACCACUCAAAGAAGAGCAAUUGAAAUCAGAAAUAGAAAACAUUUCAGAGGAAAUUAUUCAAUUGUCAAUUAGUCCAGAAACAGAGUGGAUACAAGAAGAAGAAUUCUGUUCGUUAGAAUGUACUCCCAGGUCUACAACAGAUAAUAUUCAAUUUCAAUUCACCAAGACACAAUCACUUGAUUCAUGUGAAUCCGUGGAAGAGGAAACGUUUGCGACGGCGGUGAACACCGGAAAUUCUGAUACGGAGAACGAAAUUAGGCAAGACGAAGUUGGAAAACUAGAAUUGGCAUCGCCUAUCAAUGCAGCAAUUCCGGGACCGAUUACAGAAGCCGUGACAAAAUGGUUAAAUGAUCAAGGUGGCUUAAUGUUAACUCCAUGUUUAGAUGAUUCGGGCACUGAUGAUGGAGAACUCAGUGAAUACGACGAUUUUGAAGAACACUUAAGUACAACUAGUCCAAAAAACGUGCAAGGCAACCCUUACCCUGCGCUGUCUCGUAGUGACGGGUCAAGGGUUGCUGGUUCUUCAUCUCACGAUCAACGACAAAGUGGACUUAUAUCCAGUGGCAUAUGUUGUUUAACUCAAUAAUUAUUUAGACAAGGUCAUUAUAUUUAAAACAAUAUAAACAUUGUAAUUAUUUAUGGUUUAACCUGUACAAAAAAAAUAAUACGAUAAGGACACUAUUUACAGGGCAUGAGAAAUGCAUAUACAAUGGCUGACCUCUUGAAAAUUAGGCCCUUUGUACAGUUCCUCAGGCAUACAUUAAAAAUUAACAAAUUAAUCACUUCUUUGAAUAGUCUUUUUUAAUAUAUCUCAUUCUAAGUUAAGUUUUCAAUGCUAUAAGAAAAGAAAAAUUUGCAUUUAAAUUCUUUUUAAAUGAUUAUUUUUAGGUCGUUUCAUUAUUCAUAUAAUGCAAAUUUUUCUUUCAUUUUUAUAAACCAUGGAAAUUUGGUGUAAUUAUGAGACUGCUUUUUGGAUCUCCUCUUCAGGAGUAAUUUGUUAAUAAGUUCAUUAUAAAAUUUGUUAAUCGUUAUCAUUAAAAUAAAAUAUUUUUGUCGUUAACAAUCAAGUUUAAAAUUGCAUAACAAUUAAAUAUAUAUAAUAAUCAUUAAAAAAUAUUGUUAUCUUUGAUUUGCAUGUUUAAAUGGAUAUGGAUGGGUUCGGUAUCUCUGAUUAAAUACAAAGAAAUGAAAUGUUUCAUUGAUAGUCAACAAUAUUAUAAUAUAACAAUGUUAUUUUUGUAAUGUUUAUUACUUAUAGGCUAUAACUUAUUAACUGUAUAUUGCAGAGAUCAAUUCAAUUUUAUUUGAAAAUAUAAUAAAUUUGGAUUUACUACUUCUCCCCGCUACUCCCAACAUUGAUUUUUCAAAUUAACGGUUAUUUAAGUAUAAUAUAUAUAUAUUAUUUAUAUAUAUAUAUAUAUGAAUAUUCUGGAAAACGAGGUUGUAAAGUGCCACUAAAAGUCAUUAAUAUGUAUUAUGAAAAAAAAAUACUUAAUUGUAUUGAGAUUUACUAGGUAUUAGCAAUCUCAGUAACGCUCAACUACUUAUUUCAAAGUUCAUUUAAUAUAUACACAAAAUACCUAAAUUAUUGAUUAUUUUAUUUAGAUUCUUAAAUGGUCCAAUUAACCAUCAAAAUUAGGGAUAUUUAAUAGGAACUAUAAUUUAGAAUACUUAAUGUUUAAUUUAUCAUAAGUAGUACAUAAGAUAACAAAUAGUAAUAAUAGUAGCCGAUAACAACGGUACUGUCUGAAUUUGGUGCUUAUACUUAAAAAUGAUAUUACUACAAUUUAGUUUAAUUUUAAUAAUAUAUAGCUAAUAUGUAAAAGUUGAUAUAAAAAUAAAAACAAAACAUUAUUAGUUUAAAUUGUUUGGGUGAUAUUUAAAUACGCAUAGAAUGAGGCUGCCUGGAUAUUAUUGUUGUGUUAUUUUAUAGAAAUUUAAUUUGUUAUGAAACAUUUAAUAAUUGGUUUAGGGUGUUCCAAAUGUAUACAGUGUUUUUAUAAAACAUUAUUUUUUCUAAAACAAUAUUAUCAUUGAUAUUUUUUAUGAUAUGCGAAUGUUUAAUUUUUAAAAAGUACAUAUUAAUAAUAUAAUAUCCCUUCUUUAUAUCCAUAAAUUUGUUCUUAAAUAAAUGGGUUACCUAUGUUCACCUACUUGAAAUAUGUAUUAAUAAUUAAAAAAUGUGAUGUCAUAAUGUUUUAUUCACCCUUGCCGAUUUUUCAAGCUAUAUUCGUUAUAGUUUUAAAGAUUUUAGUGCACAAUUGUUACAAAAGUUAUUUCAAAAUAAAAUUGGUUGUACUUUAUGCAUCAAUAAACAUAACUUCUGGCAUAGUUGAUGUGUACCUAGGCUAUGUUAAUAUUAAUAGUAAAAAAAUACAUGUAUGGCCAAUUUUAUUCUGUUAAAUAUUUAGAAAAUAUGUUAUAUAUAUAUAUUUUUUUUUUAAUAGCCUAUUAUUAUUGUUAUUUAACAACAAUAUUUUUAUCUUAUUGAUGAUGUAGUUAUUAAAAAUUUAUUAGAUGUAAUAAUAUGUAUUGCUGAGUUAUUAAUAUGAUUUGGAGUAAAAUUAUAUGUUUAGCAGUUUACUUACACAUAAAGAAAAAAGUCAAUAAUAUUGUAGGUAUGACAACAAAUAAAUGUAUACAUACUUGUAAUUUUCAAAAGUCAUUGUCAUAAUAUGGUCCAAUAGGUUAUAACCAAUUUUAAAUUAUAUUACCAACCUAUAUUGUAAUACUAUUAAUGCACUAACUAAAUUAUAUCAACACUUAAAAAAUCAGUAUUAAGCCAAGGAUAUUUUAAUGUUUACUAUUAUAUACAUUUUUUUUUACAUAUACAUUAUACAUAGAUACUUAUAUAUAAAAUAUCUAUAAUGUAACAAUAUCAUCACCCCCAUUCCCUUGUCUGGUUUGGCUUAAUUUGUGCAAGAAUAUAAUAUUAUGUUUGUUUUAUAUAAAAAUAAAUAAAUAUAUAUAAAUAUAUAUGAUAUACGUAUAGUUUGUGUGUGUAUAUAUGCAUAUAUAUAUAUAUAUAUAUAUAUUAUUUAUUUAUAAUUAUUACAAUAUACCUGUAUUUUGUUAUGCAAAAUGCUACAAGUUUAGGCUUUUGAUAAUUAAGUGCCUUAGGUCAUUCCUUUAUAAGCGAAAUUAUUUGAAACGGAAUUUGUUUUGUUUUCGUUCCACAAAAUCGCGUCACUGUCUCGUACAUAAGACAUUGAAGAUCGUUAAUUUAUGAUUGUGUACUGGUUGAUAUAUGCAUGCUAAAUAUAUUUUAUUUUCCAAUUUUUGGAGAAAAAUAGCAUAUUUAAUGUUUAUUAAAUAAAUAUAUGAAAACCAAAA